Arachis duranensis is the source of this 2498-nucleotide messenger RNA. Its product is annotated as elongation factor G-2, mitochondrial. Gene Ontology annotation, molecular function: translation elongation factor activity; GTPase activity; GTP binding. The transcript has 20 exons. The record is from RefSeq and is a predicted model, not a curated record. Gene Ontology annotation, cellular component: mitochondrion. Lineage: Eukaryota; Viridiplantae; Streptophyta; Magnoliopsida; Fabales; Fabaceae. Gene Ontology annotation, biological process: mitochondrial translational elongation. The coding region runs from base 101 to 2383 and encodes 760 amino acids.
UUCCUAUUUCGAUCACAGGGUUUAGGCACCACUGGCUAUAAGCCCCCCACAAAACCACAAACCAAACGAAAAACCCUGCGCCACCUCUUCCACCAUCAUCAUGGCACGGAUUGCCAGGUCCUCUGCGCCGCGCCUGCUCUACACCUUCUUCUCCUCCUCCGUGCCCCCGGCAUCCCCAUCGCCAUCUCCGUCUCCGGCGUCGUCCCUCCUUGCCGGCGCAUUCCACCUGCGGCACUUCUCGUCGGGCAACGCUGCUCGAGCGAGGGCGGCGGCGGCGGACAAGGAGCCAUGGUGGAAGGAGUCCAUGGAGCGGUUACGCAACAUCGGGAUCUCUGCUCACAUCGACUCCGGCAAGACAACUUUGACGGAGCGAGUGCUUUUCUACACUGGUCGUAUCCACGAGAUCCACGAGGUUCGGGGAAGAGACGGCGUCGGCGCCAAGAUGGAUUCCAUGGACUUGGAGAGGGAGAAAGGUAUCACUAUCCAGUCUGCUGCUACUUACUGCUCUUGGAAAGACUAUAAGAUUAACAUAAUUGACACACCUGGUCACGUUGAUUUCACCAUUGAAGUUGAGAGGGCUUUGCGUGUCCUUGAUGGUGCUAUUCUUGUACUUUGUAGUGUUGGUGGUGUGCAAAGUCAGUCCAUCACAGUAGAUCGACAAAUGAGAAGAUACGAGGUUCCAAGACUUGCAUUUAUUAACAAGCUUGAUCGGAUGGGAGCAGAUCCAUGGAAAGUUUUAAAUCAGGCACGAUCUAAGCUUCGGCAUCAUAGUGCUGCAAUGCAAGUUCCGAUAGGCUUGGAGGAUGAUUUUGAGGGACUUGUUGAUCUUGUGCAGUUAAAAGCAUACUAUUUUCGGGGUUCUAAUGGUGAAAAAGUUGUCACUGAAGAGGUGCCUGCAGAUAUGGAAGCCUUGGUAGCAGAAAAAAGGCGUGAGCUCAUAGAAGCUGUGUCAGAAGUUGAUGAUCAACUUGCUGAAGCUUUUCUUGGUGAUGAGCCCAUAUCACCUGCUGACCUUCAGGAAGCAAUUCGUAGGGCCACCAUAGCACGGAAGUUUGUACCUGUGUUCAUGGGUAGUGCUUUUAAAAAUAAGGGAGUACAGCCACUUCUGGAUGGUGUACUUAAUUAUUUGCCAUGUCCAAUUGAAGUUAGUAGUUAUGCCCUUGACCAAACAAAGAAUGAGGAAAAGGUUGAGUUGACUGGAAGUCCUGAUGGGCCACUUGUAGCGUUGGCAUUUAAGUUGGAGGAAGGGCGGUUUGGCCAGUUGACAUAUUUAAGAAUUUACGAGGGUGUGAUCCGCAAGGGCGAGUUUAUUAUUAAUGUAAACACCGGCAAGAAGAUCAAGGUUCCUCGCUUAGUUAGGAUGCAUUCUGAUGAGAUGGAGGACAUUCAAGAGGCUCAUGCAGGGCAAAUAGUUGCUGUAUUUGGUGUUGAUUGUGCAUCAGGAGAUACGUUUACCGAUGGAUCAGUUAAAUACACAAUGACUUCCAUGAAUGUUCCUGAACCUGUAAUGUCAUUAGCUGUACAGCCAGUUUCAAAAGAUUCUGGAGGUCAAUUUUCAAAAGCUUUGAAUCGCUUCCAGAAAGAGGAUCCUACAUUCCGUGUUGGUUUAGACCCAGAGAGUGGGCAGACUAUCAUUUCUGGCAUGGGAGAACUACAUUUAGAUAUUUAUGUUGAACGUAUUCGGAGAGAGUAUAAGGUUGAUGCAACUGUUGGAAAGCCCCGUGUAAACUUCAGAGAAACUGUUACACAACGUGCUGAUUUUGAUUAUUUACACAAGAAGCAAUCUGGAGGGCAAGGUCAAUAUGGACGGGUAAUCGGGUAUAUUGAACCACUUCCGGCAGGAUCACCAACUAAAUUCGAAUUUGAAAACCUCCUUGUUGGGCAAGCUAUUCCAUCAGGUUUUAUCCCUGCAAUUGAAAAAGGUUUUAAGGAAGCUGCCAACUCGGGGGCUUUAAUUGGACAUCCUGUCGAAAAUCUUAGAGUUGUCUUGACAGAUGGUGCUGCUCAUGCUGUUGAUUCUAGUGAACUUGCAUUUAAGUUGGCUUCUAUCUAUGCUUUCAGACAGUGCUAUACAGCUUCCAGGCCAGUUAUAUUAGAACCUGUUAUGCUUGUUGAGCUGAAAGUACCAACAGAAUUCCAAGGAGCCGUUGCUGGUGACAUUAACAAGAGAAAAGGUGUUAUUGUUGGCAAUGAUCAGGAAGGAGAUGACUCUAUCAUCACUGCCCAUGUCCCUCUUAACAAUAUGUUUGGGUAUUCUACAGCUCUUCGUUCAAUGACCCAGGGGAAAGGUGAGUUCACAAUGGAAUACAAGGAACAUUCACCUGUAUCUCAUGAGGUACAGACGCAAUUAAUAAACUCCUACAAGGGCAAGGCAGCUGAAUGAUCAAGUUUCGUAAAAGAACAUGGUCCUAAAACCUGGGACAAUCAUUUUUCAUGAAAGGAAGAAAUUGAAUUGUAUCAAUUAUACAAGGUAUAGGUUUGAUUCCUUUUUUUUUUUG